AUGACUUCGACAGCAGAGACCACCCCGCUACUCCCCCAGCACCAACAACGGUCGCAAUCCUCCAAUACGUCACCGCGAGCGACCCGUCCUCCGCGGACAGUGACCUUCAACCCUCUAGCGACUGUCAGCACGUACCAUGAUCCCACGUCCGCUGAUCCGACGUUCGGAUCGUCACGUUCAACGCAAUCCACCGCCUCUUCAUUUCCUGCUGGCCAGGGCGGGCAGCAACGCCCAAGCGGACUGUCCGCAUUGAACAGCAAACUACGCCGUCGCAACAGUCAUGGAGCUCCUUACAGCACGGCAAUCGCUUCUACGACUACCACACCGAAAAUUGGACCGCAACGAACUACAAAAACUGCACAGAAGCUGAAACUGCUUCCGGAUCCUGUCACAGCUGAGGAAGCUCUCGAGGGCGACUUUCCAUCGGAUGUAUACUCGCAAAUCACUCGAAUCAAGGAACCGACAGCUCGAAGUCAUGCUGCACGGUUGGGGAAAGCGGACCGAGACCGGCUACCAAGAGUGACGGCUUACUGCACAGCCAAUUCCUACCGACUCGACGGGGUGAUUCGCUUCCUUAAGGCUCGUUCCAAGACGCGGGGGGCUAACCCGAAACUGUAUGAUGAAUGUGUCUACUCGCCGUACGAUUAUCAAUAUGAGGACAAACAGAAUGGGAGAAGCGUCUCUGAAAAUCACAUGAGUACAGGGAACAGCAAUCCGUCUGAACGGAUCUCUCCAGAGCGCAGGUUUUCUGACAGCGUGGUGGAAAUCGAGGACAAUACUAAGUCCCGCAGAGAAGACCUCAUCGAUCUCCACGUAUCGAGUGAACAGUCUUCGAAUUUUUCCCACCGGCCUGAAAGUGCCAUUUCAACUUCCGAGUCGCAAACCCCCGAUUUUGACACUACAAUCCACACGCCCGAGGUGUUCCUGUUUGACUAUGGGACGGUCGUCAUAUGGGGAAUGUCACCAGCGCAAGAGUCGCGCUUUUUGUCCGACAUCUCCAAGUUCGCAGCCUCCAUCUUAAGUCCGGAGGAUACCCAGGUCGAGAAUUUCAACUUCUACUAUGCCCGUGAGUACCAGGCACGCAUAUACAACGACUUCAUCUCGCUUCGCGAUCCCCGAAACCACAUGAUCAAGCUGGCUAUCUCCCAUGCCUUAGCCCAGUCUGUAAAAACGUCACUGUUCGAAGAUCUUGUCUCGGAAACAAUCACAAAUACCGCCCCUCUGCCUGCGCAAAUCGCUCAAACUGGUAGUGUCAACCUCACGCGUCGCCAAAUCAAUAUGCAAAUCGGCGAGCUAUUUAUCCUGCGGAUCAAUAUUCACCUGCAGGGCUCAGUCCUCGACAGUCCAGAACUGAUGUGGGCUGAGCCACAGCUAGAACCGGUCUACCAGGCGGUUCGGAGUUACCUUGAAAUGGAUCAACGGGUGAGCCUUCUUACCGAACGGUUGGACGUCAUCGCCGAUCUUCUGGCCGUUCUGAAAGACCAACUGACUCAUCGCCACGGCGAGUACCUGGAAUGGAUUGUGAUUGUUCUUAUCGCCGCUGAGAUUCUCGUCGCCGCCAUCAACAUUGUGGUCGAUCUGUAUGCCGGAGUUGAUUAG
This is a messenger RNA of Aspergillus terreus NIH2624, 1599 nucleotides long. Its product is annotated as YagE family protein. The transcript has 2 exons. Bases 1 to 1599 code for a protein of 532 amino acids. Lineage: Eukaryota; Fungi; Ascomycota; Eurotiomycetes; Eurotiales; Aspergillaceae. The record is from RefSeq and is a predicted model, not a curated record.